Molecule: messenger RNA, 687 nt
Organism: Anopheles marshallii
Lineage: Eukaryota; Metazoa; Arthropoda; Insecta; Diptera; Culicidae
Gene: mRpL50
Product: 39S ribosomal protein L50, mitochondrial
Exons: 4
Coding region: 1-687 (228 amino acids)
Cellular component (GO): mitochondrion; mitochondrial large ribosomal subunit
Source: RefSeq, a predicted model, not a curated record
AUGGCUGGAAUUAUGCGUUCUACGAAAGCAGGAAGAACUUUUGUGGCCCUCCUGUCCAAAAAAUCAAUGGAUCUCACGCACAUCCGUUGCGCCAGUUCGAAUCGCGUCAAGCGUAUUAAAAAGCCAGAAAUUACCAAUCGAGAUGCGAAUCAGGCUAAAGCGGCAACAAUGCGAGCGGAAGUAGAGGAACAGAGUGUGCUGUAUGAAGGCAAACGAUUUGAAUCAGCGGCACAAUCGCUUUCCGCACGAGGUUACUUGCGAGCGAUAAAACCCUACACACCACCAGAAAAUGUUAUCGAGCAGGUGCUAAAGAUUGCCAAAGAAAAUAAACUGAACGACACCAAGCAGCCGUUCGGUGGAAUGGAGCAAAAAUUUGCCUUCCUGUCUGCCUGCGGCAAAACGUUUGGACAUUGGGUUCCAAACUCAAUGCUGCAUGAAUUAGAAACCGUCGAUGAUGCAAUUGUGUUUUAUCAAACACCGAUCGACACGAGACUUCCACUGGAUGCAAUAAGUUCUGUAGAAUUGCCGGAAAAUUUGUAUAUUCAGCAGGAAUAUGUACGGUUCCAUCCGGAAACGGAUACGAUGUUUGGUGGAAAAUCGGCCUUCCCCAAGAGUUCUACGAUUGUGACCGGAUUAAAAUACAAACAGAAAUAUCGUGGCCAUGAGGCAAAGAAAUCAUGGCCGUAG